Oikopleura dioica is the source of this 2724-nucleotide messenger RNA. Lineage: Eukaryota; Metazoa; Chordata; Appendicularia; Copelata; Oikopleuridae. The record is from the annotation of a GenBank genome assembly.
AUGAGGCUUUUGCUGUCUUUCGCCUUGCUGUUUGCAAAUGUCCUCGCCAAUCAAAAGUACAUCGACCUGGUCAUGGACUACCUUAGCACUCUUCCACCAGAGGUUGAAGGUCCCUACGGUCCACUUGUUUUCGACUCGACCACCCUUCAAUGCGCAGAAGACUCGCUGCAGGAUCUGCCAGACCUGCCGAUCGGAAGUUCUAGAGAAAAUGUCUACCAGCACAUGAUGACGUCAUUGUUCUUGAAGGGCGAUGAAAAUGCUCUGGAUGCGAUCAAAGCCGCAAUGACCGCAGACACUUGGAUCUACAACGGUGUAUUCGUCAUGGAAACCAUGCUCAAUUUUGACAUGCAUUACGAUGCCGCCGGUUUUGUGUCGCCAAAUCCUGACUCUUGGGAUUUCUCAGCUGUCAAUUGGACUAUUACGGGCAGUACCGAGGCGGAGCUCUCGGAAGACUACAUGGGUGAGAUUCUCGCUGGUCAUCCAAUGAGCUCGGAUGUGACAGUCUUGGCAGAAGUUAUUGCGCCGGUUUUGGAAGGAUAUGAAGAUACUUUCCAGUAUUCGUCCGCUCGAACAGUCUGCCUCAACCCUUCGCUCAUCCAAAACAAUCACUGGGUAUGCCCUCUGGGUUUCGACCCUGCUACGGCAAUCUGCCCAACUGGCUGUGCCGAGGAAAACUGCAUUCUCGAAACAACUCUUGAAGAGGUUUGCGGCUCCUACGCCCAAGCGAGCUUUGAUUGGGGAGUUUCGCCGCUCGUCGGUUCCUGGGGAAUGGACUGGUUCGAGGAUCAGGUCAACAACUACUGCUGCCCAGCGCUAAGUGGAUUUCAACAAUGGGAGAUUCUUGAUGGAGCGGCUCAAGCAAUUGCUUCGAUGGGCGGGUUUAGUGGAGCGCCAUUUGCUGGUGAUCAAUUCGCAUCUGGGGUUCAGGGAUGGUUCGAUGCUAACAACGGCAAUUACUCAGGAAUUGUCUCCGAAAUUCUCAACUCCGGUGCAUUCGAAGGUCUGGAUUGGCUCCUGACAGCUGGUGAGUUUAUGUCCACUGACUUUGGUGGCAACAACCGAAACGGCUCCGGUGGCGCCAACUACGCCACUCAAUCUAACGGCUACUGGCAGAUUUACGAUAUGAUCGACCUCGUCAGCGUCAACGGAUCUUGGGGCGUGUUCGGAAACGAGUGGAAUGAGGGAAAUGCUUCUUAUGUGAAUUUCACCUUUGGCGACUGGCAACAAUGGGUUGAGGGCCAUGCCGACGAGUGGGGAGAAAAUUCGCAACAAUUGAUCGAAUUCUGGAGCACUCAACAAUGGUUCAAUAACAUUCGAAACGGAACGAUGAAUAUCUACGGUCCAGGCGGCGAAGGUGGCGGUGGAGGAACCCCCGGUGAAAUCCCAAUCAUCAUUAUGGAAACUGUCGAGUGGCCCUUCCCAACCGGCUGCAUUACCAAAACCUACCAACAAUCCAUCAACGACUAUCUCACCACUCAUGGCAAGAACCAGAGCCUUUUGACGGACAUGAACUCGUUCUGGAUCCAAAUGAGCGCUGACCAAGGACUUGAUUGGACUCUCGCCCCGGGCAGUGUCGCUGAGGUCUUGACUGGCACUGCUUAUGGGUCGAUUUCUCUGCAGAAUUUCUUGAAUUCGAUCGAUCCAACUGGUGCGAAAUGGGCUGCUUUCCAGCCUUGCUGGCUCCUCCCCGAAUUCAACUCCUUGAUCGCCCGAGUCGAAAGUCAACUUCUCAUCGGAACAUUCUGGAACCCGCCCCAAGCAGCCAACGACGUCGAAGCUGGAGAACUGUUUGAAAACGCCAACUGGAACGAAAUGCGACUCGAUGAAGAUUGCUGCAGCGUUGAUGCGCUUUCGAUCGCGGAGGAUUACGAUGCAAUGCCGAAUUUGGACUGGAUUUGGGCUUCAAACUCAAGCUUGCAAAUUGCCGAUCAGAUUGUGCCCUACUUGGAUGCUGCUUGUUGCAAUUUGAAUGAUACGCUUUUGGGCUUCUUGAACACGACGAAUAUGACUGAUGGAUAUGGAUCGCUUCAUGGUGAUCCCCAUGUUAUUGUUCAAACUCCUGGACAAGAAACGGCAAUCUGUUUCAAACUCGAUGCCCAAAACGACGGGGUCUACACACUUCUUUCCGACCCAUCUCUCAAUUUGGAUGUCACUGGUGAAAUGACACAUGAAGGCAGCAAGAAAUUCGUCAUGGACAAGGUCUUCAUCACAUCUCCAAAAGGUCUUCAGAUCGAAAUCGACUCGUAUUUCGUCAAAAUCGCCCGAGACGAAGUCGUUGCUCUCGAAACCUUGAUGGGCUCUUUCGAUGAAUUUGGAAUGGACGAUGUUCAUUUCUCCCUCUCCGGAGUCGCCAAUGGAGAGCACAAUAAUGCGGUGAAAAUGACUAUGGUUGGAAACAACGAUGAGCGAAUCGAGCUUUUGGUGAGCACGAAGCAGACAAAGAGCUCGCUCAGAUUUUCGGUGUUGAAUUCUGAUGGACUUUCAACGAGCGGAUUGAAAGGAAUUAUCGGCGAAAGCAUCAUGCCAAAUGACUACAAAAUCGAUGAAAACGGCUUCGUCCACAUCGGCAACCGCGUCAUUCUCGGUGGAGAGCAAUCACAUGAUUCCAACAACGACUGCCUCCUCCUCAGCGACGAUGAUGUCUCUCUUUUCAUUGGUCAUCCAGUUUCGGACUUCCAAACUAUCAAGACCUUCGAACUCAUUGAAGAUCUUUCGCCCAAGUAA